Messenger RNA from Pelobates fuscus (common spadefoot toad), 3822 nucleotides. It is a transcript of the gene KCNG1, whose product is annotated as potassium voltage-gated channel modifier subfamily G member 1. Bases 177 to 1706 code for a protein of 509 amino acids. The record is from RefSeq and is a predicted model, not a curated record. Gene Ontology annotation, cellular component: membrane; voltage-gated potassium channel complex. Gene Ontology annotation, biological process: protein homooligomerization; regulation of delayed rectifier potassium channel activity; potassium ion transmembrane transport. Lineage: Eukaryota; Metazoa; Chordata; Amphibia; Anura; Pelobatidae. The transcript has 3 exons. Gene Ontology annotation, molecular function: delayed rectifier potassium channel activity.
ACAGACUCACUGCUGGCUCCAACCCUGACUCUCUCUGAUUCUCUCCCAGUACCUGCCCAGAGCCAGCUAGCAAUGAGUGCAGCCAGCUCAGGACUCAGCUCAGAGGGGAGGCAGACCUGCACCUGAAAAAAUAUUCCUGGUGGGACAUUCCAGCAAUGUGAUCCGUUCAUUUCAACAUGACUCUUCUAGGUGGAGAAAAUUCGGACUAUGACUAUAGUGCCCUGAGCUGCGCCUCCGAUACCUCUUUCAACCAAAACAUCUUUACGGAAACAGAAUCACUCAAGGGAAUCUUUUACAAACGAGCAAAGCUCAUCCAUCCAAGAGAGGACCUCUUUAAAAGUGCUCAUCCAGAAGACCGCAAGCACCAUGCAAUCAUUAAUGUCGGGGGGAUCCGGUAUCUUCUACCGUGGACGACCCUGGAAGAGUUCCCUUUGACACGUUUGGGUCAGCUGAAACUUUGCAGCAAUUUUGAUGAAAUCUUGAACAUUUGUGACGAUUACGAUGUGACUUGCAAUGAAUUUUUCUUUGACCGGAAUCCGGGAGCUUUCAGAACUAUUUUGACUUUUCUGCGGGUGGGCAAGCUCCGGUUGUUGAGAGAAAUGUGUGCCUUGUCCUUUCAGGAGGAGCUUCUGUACUGGGGUAUUGAGGAGAACAGCCUGGAAUGGUGUUGCAGGAGGAGAUACAUCCAGAAAAUGGAAGAGUUUGCAGAGUUAAACCUGAGGGAAGAUGAGCUGAUUGAGAAUGAGAAUCCAUCCGAAUGCGAGGAAGAGACCAAAUUCAACAAGUGCAUGCGUCAUCUCCGUGACAUGGUGGAGAAACCACAGUCUGGACUACCAGGAAAGAUAUUUGCCUGUCUGUCUGUCUUAUUUGUGACAAUCACAGCGGUAAAUCUUUCCAUUAGCACAAUGCCAGAACUGAGAGAGGAGGAAGAAAAGGGCCAGUGCUCAAAAAUGUGCUACAAUAUUUUCAUCGUUGAGUCUGUCUGCGUGGGCUGGUUUUCCCUCGAGUUCCUGCUGCGUUUCAUCCAGGCGCCCAGCAAGUUUGCUUUUCUGAGGCGACCACUGAACCUUAUAGACAUUGUAGCCAUCUUGCCCUACUACAUCACGCUGGUCGUUGACAACACUUCAACUGGGCAAAAGAAGCCAGGAUCUGGAAACAGCUACCUGGACAAAGUGGGCCUGGUUCUGCGCAUACUGCGUGCCUUGAGAAUUUUGUAUGUGAUGCGCCUGGCCAGGCACUCCUUGGGCCUACAGACAUUGGGGCUCACAGCCAGACGUUGCACUCGAGAAUUCGGACUCCUGCUCCUCUUCCUGUGUGUGGCUAUUGCCCUUUUUGCUCCCUUACUCUACUUGAUUGAGAAUGAAAUGGCGGACUCCCAGGAAUUCACCAGUAUCCCCGCAUGUUACUGGUGGGCGGUGAUCACGAUGACGACAGUAGGCUAUGGAGACAUGGUCCCCAGAAGUAUUCCGGGACAAGUGGUGGCACUCAGUAGCAUUCUAAGUGGAAUUCUGCUCAUGGCUUUCCCGGUCACUUCUAUCUUCCACACUUUCUCGCGUUCCUACAUCGAGCUGAAACAGGAGCAGGAGAGGCUGAUGUGUCGCAGGGCGCAGCUGCUUCUGAAAACAAAGUCUCAGCUGGGCGAUAUCUUACACGGGAGCGACAUAUUGUUUGAAAGCGUAUCUUCGGAGACGAAGGACAAUGACUGAAAAGGAAUUGACUGUGGAUGCACAGCUGCGUCUAUAUGAACGGACUCGGGUUUCUGUUUGCCCAGAGACCAUUUGAAAGCAGUGGCUUAUAUACUGCUUUAUGGAAAUAAAGCUACACUGAGUAUCCAUUCCUUGCUCUCUCGUUCCCUUUUAGCAACUGUGAGUGUGACUGUUUAAGUGCUGGAAGAGAGUUAUUGCUCACUCUGGAACUUCCAAAUCUACUGUGAAAGAAAGGAGAUGCUCCCUUGAUGGGGUGUCAGUGAUCCCUUCGAUUGCCUGGUGCAAUGAAGCAACACUAGAUCCCUACAGCGGUGGCUCCUCUGUUUUCUUUGUGUAUUUAUGUAGGUUUUAGGUCCAAGAAACAUGGUACUGGCUACUAAAGUAUAAUUGAAGAUCCAGGAAAUAACUCCUGGGUCCAAAUCACAAGUAGCCCUGCACCAACAAGUCCGAUCACAACGGACCCUCCUAGCAUGAGAUGUUUCCAUUCGCUGCUCCUUUGCCAGGUCAUGUUUGCAGGUACUGUGGAUGUUGGGGUUUGAUGACAAUUGACAGUCCCUAACAUGGCACAGAUAAUUCUGCUCCCACGUGGAGACCUCCAAAGCUUUCUGAUGUGUUUUCAAGAAACAGAAUAGAGUCUUUUCCCAGCAUGCAGUGUCUGUCAGCGGUCCUCCUGAUCGUUACCCAUCCCAGUAAAUCAAUCAUUCAUAAGGAGUCAGUCCAAUUUAGGGGUUUAAUGAAAGACUCCAAGGUGAAUUUAUAAGCCAUACAAUGUAGUCUACUAAAAAUGUGUUCCUCUUACAGCAAAUCCCUAGCCUCUGAUCCUCUUUCAGUUCCAUCCACUGAAAUAGGAAGUGGCUGGAACUUUAUAGCCAAUCCUUGAUGUCCCACUGAAACUAAUAUGAGCCGCAUGAUAAAUGUGCUCUGUUAGUUAUAAUGGGGACGUCUGGCCAGCAAUGCACAGCAGUAAACUCACAAAGUUUUGCUCACGAAUGCCUUAUUUUAUGAUUGGGAUAAUUAACUUUUAAUGCUUUUAAAUGGACCUCCAACUGGUACAUGAAUGUGUGCUCUGAACAAAGAGCAUAUCAUUCUGUCUAUACAUUGUGUUAAAACAAUUGCUAGCAAAUGUAUAGAUUUUUAGAGACAUUUAGAUAAAAGAUUCCCCCUGGUUAACAAUUAAUUCUCAGCAUACUGACUGUACCAAUUGUAUAUGCAUAUGUGGAAGAUUGACUGACAGAUGAUGGUAGGAGAACCCAUCUACGGAUGGUUCUCCUGCUCUUUGUCACAGCAACAAGGAACUCAGGAAAGCAGUUGAAGUUGUCACUCCAUUGAGAAUCCAAUGUGCUGAAAGUGAUUUAGCUGGAAGUGGGGGUGGAUAGGUGUCUAACAUCAAUAAAAAUGAGACCCAGACAGUGACACAAAAUGAUAUAGAGGGAAGUCAGUACUGAAUCAAUAUAUAUUAAAUGUAUAACUUAACUUUAUGAUAAAUUAUAUUUUAAUGUAUUUAACACUUAAGGAGAUAUUGGGAUGAAAAGUUUAUUUUAAUGGUUUAUGAAUAUGUGAAGAAGAUGUUAGAAUUUCACUUGGAGUCUCUCUUCAAUUAUAUUUCCCAGAUCUAGCAUUGAUAGAUGUUUUAUAUAGCUAGUGCAUUUUUACUUCCAAUAGAUUGCAAGCUCUUUGGCCCUACAAGAAUUACAAUGCGUCCCACUAGUGUGAUGUGCACGGAGGAUUAAACACAGAAAGCUGUGAGUCCCUUGUCGGGGGGUAUUGUAGUCAAACUUAGUAUUGCUUUGACUGUGGUUUGUUUGACGUCAGAGUGACCCAUCCUGUAAGUAGCGCAAUGUUGCUAAAAUGAAACGUGUUUGUCUGGUCGUAGAUUUCAUUAGCAUUAACUUCAAUUUACUGCAAAAAAAAUAAAAUAAAAAAAAAGGGAAUUCUGCCUCCAACCUCUAUAGCUUUAAUAGUGUGUAUUUUUGUUUCAGCAGGAUGUUCAAAAUAAAAAUCACACUGCAGUUUAAAUCAUAUUUUUGCCAUAAAUUAUAUUAUUUAUACAGAUUUGUAUAUUUGUGUAAAUACAGCUGUGUCAACAUGAAUUGUGUUGAAUAAAGAGUUGAAGAUG